Tarenaya hassleriana is the source of this 1572-nucleotide messenger RNA. RefSeq lists its product as uncharacterized. The transcript has 2 exons. The coding region runs from base 343 to 1284 and encodes 313 amino acids. NCBI's taxonomy places the organism in Eukaryota, Viridiplantae, Streptophyta, Magnoliopsida, Brassicales, Cleomaceae. The record is from RefSeq and is a predicted model, not a curated record.
GGUCUCGACUUCUCCGUCAAUGUCGUCACUCUCCGCUGGGCCGAACUCCAAUCCGGUCCUCUCAGGCUCGCUCUCAUGCAAUCUCCCCGGAGGAGGACCUGCACGUAAAUCGUCUGUUUUCAGAGAUUCCAUUUUCCAACAACAGAAAUCAGUUACGAUUUUCCCCUCGUUUUCUCUCUCUUUCCCAUCACUUUCUCGCCCUCGCUUCAGAGAAGCUAUGAUGGCAGUAAUGCAUUUUCCGCUCUCUGCUCAUCUUUGAUCUCGGUUACGAACUUCUUCUUCUUCUUCGUCUCUUCGCAUCCUCUUCAUUUGACCUAGUUUCAUCUCGUCUGAUCACCGAAGAUGAGUUCUUCAUCGAUUCCUUCUUCAGCUUCUGGAAAUACACAUGUCGAUCCAUAUGGAAAUCCGUACUACCUUAGAGAAUACGAUCAUUGCAGUCUUCUGUUGGUUGAAGAUCGUCUCACAGGACAUACUGAUUUUAAUUCCUGGAAACGACGGAUGGAAAUAGCGUUGAUAUCCCGAAACAAGCUUGGAUUCGUCGAUGGUACUCUUCCUCGACCACCGGAUGGUCAUCCUGAUGCAGGUACAUGGUCUAGGGUUAAUGAAGUAGUGUCAUUUUGGGUAAUGAACUCUGUUUCGGAGAAGCUUGCUCCGAUUAUCUUAUACAAGGAUUCUGCUCAAGCAAUGUGGGAGGACUUGCACAGUUGUUUCGGACCGAAUGUUCAACAUCUUUAUUGGCUACACCAGAAACUACAUAAUAUCAAGCAGGGAUCUAAUGACCUUCAAACCUAUGACCUUAGUCUGCGCGCAGUGUGGGAGGAGUAUAAGUACUGUACCACUACUCCUGUUUGUUCAUGUGGCAAAUGUGAGUGUAACGUCGAGAAACGUUGGAUGGAAUUCAUGGAAAGGGAGUACCUGAUGAAGUUUCUGAUGGGAUUGAAUGAUUCAUACAGUGCUGCCAGAACACGGAUUCUCAUGUCAGAUCCACUGCCCGGAAGCACUGAAGCCUUCCGCAUUAUUGCACAGGAAGAACAGCUGAGGCUGAUUAAGCCAAAGGUUGCUUCAGAAGCAGUCAGUUUUCAGGCUGGUGUUUCCUCUGCUGCACAUUGUUCUGGGGACAUAGUUGAUGAAGCUAUCACCAAUUACAGACCCAAACAAAGGCCUAUAUGUACACACUGUGGCUUGCUUGGACACACUAUCAAUCGCUGUUACAUGUUACAUGGAUAUCCUCCAGGUUAUAGAUCCCCACCACAAGGUUCAGGGCAUGUUUCCACGCCAAGAUAAGCGUCUCAGUUCCAGAAACAUCAACCUCGGGUGCCACAGUUUCAACAAAGUCUACUUCCUCUCAGUCGGUUGUCUCAAGCUUCAUUUCGGUCCUCGUGCAGACCAUGGCCAAGGAGUCACUUGUCAUGUCUUCUUUGGCAUAUCUUUGUUUGUUGGAUUGCACAAGUUUAAACCUAGAUUUCUCACUUGCACUUUUCUUUUUUGUUGGAGUUUAACUACAUGUGUGAUGGAAUUGUGGGGAGCUUUUGUUUGAUCAUUCGUGCAUGAGACCCUCAUCUUGUGUUUCCU